Molecule: messenger RNA, 6774 nt
Organism: Alosa sapidissima (American shad)
Lineage: Eukaryota; Metazoa; Chordata; Actinopteri; Clupeiformes; Clupeidae
Product: T-lymphoma invasion and metastasis-inducing protein 1-like
Biological process (GO): positive regulation of axonogenesis; small GTPase-mediated signal transduction; activation of GTPase activity
Cellular component (GO): plasma membrane; cytosol; synapse
Molecular function (GO): protein binding; guanyl-nucleotide exchange factor activity
Source: RefSeq, a predicted model, not a curated record
GUCUAGAAACAACAUGGUAGCGCCUAUGCAUGAGCUGUGUGUAGUGCCAGCAAUGCAGAGGGUAUCAUGUUCGGGAGUGUAACAGGACAUUGCUUAUGAAAAAGGUUGGCCGCGGAAGAAACUGAUCAACACAAAUGACAGUUCCUGAACUCAUCCUCCCUCUCUCAUCGGAGUCAGUGUGCAGAGGAGUUGUGUGAGAGAGAGGACUGUGGACUGCUGCCUCCCACCAGCAUGGAGCUUGAGAGCUGCCGUUCACCCACAUUUGGAUUUCUCUUAUAGCUCCCGCAGCCCUGGAAAGCACCACAGAGCCACUUGAAAGAGCUUUGCAGUCCAUUCAUCCCCUCAAUCCCAGUGCAAUGCCUUUUCAGUGGAUGCAUCUUCAGCUCGAUUCGACAUGCCAGUGAACUCAUUGCUAUUCCGCUGGUUUAUGCUGAAUCAUGGGUAAUGUUGAGAGCCAAAACGGAGACCAUGCGUACUACAGGGGCGGACACGGCCACUUGUCCCGCAAGCACAUGUCCCGCUCUCUGCGCAUUUCCAACAAGCAGUCGCGUCACCCCCGCCAUCACGCGUGCACGGGCAAGAUGGAGCACCGCAACUCGGAGACCAGCACGCGCUCCAGCAGCACGCCCAGCAUCCCGCAGUCGCUGGCCGAGAACGGCCUGGAGCCCUUCAACGACACCAACCUGCUGUCCGACUUCAGCAGCCCCAUCUGGGUGGACCGCGUGGCCAUGAACCUGCGGCCCGUGUCCUUCCACAAUGAGCUGGCCAACCCUCCGGAGUACGGGGGCGGAGGCGGCGAGGCCAGCAGCCCGGCCGGAGGCCCCUCCCCAGGGGAAGGUGGGGACGCUGAUGCAGCCACCUUUGUAGCUAUGAGGACCAGGGACGGACCCCGAGAGUCGGGUGCGGCCACGUUCAAAAAACGCCGCUCCAAGUCGGCGGACAUGUGGCGAGAGGACAGUCUGGAGCUCUCGCUGUCGGACCUCAGCCAGGCGCACCUGACCAGCACGGAGGAGAUCGUGGACGCGGCGGACUUUGCUCUCUGUGAUGACCGGCUCCAGUCCAGCCCUCGCGGCCUGGAGCUGCUGGACCCUGUCGACCGCGCCAACUCACUGGACGAGCUCUACGGGCCCAAGAGCCCCGGGUGCCGGCAGACGAGCAGGCGCUUUGCCAAGUGGCACAAGGCCGCUGUGACCCCCGGCGGCGAGAGCGAGGACGAGAAGAUGCUUUCUCCCGCGGAGGACGAUGGGAGUGCCUACGGUGCCUACACCCUGCCGUGUCGGCGCUCACACUGCCUGUCUGAAGGACUGACCAAUCACCAGGCAGCUAUGUCUGCUAGUCGACGGGCACAAACUAUACAGGAUGUCACUGGGGAGGGAAGCGAGUACGACGACAGCGGCAUCGAUGCGGUUACAACCGAUGCCGAGCAGCCGCUCCACCACCAGUCUCGCCGCUGCAAGACCAUGUCGGCCUCCUUCUCCAUGUACUCCGUGCCGGGCCGCAGCGCCUUCGCCGGGAGUGACAGCGCCAGCUCCAGCAGCGGUGGCGGCACGGGCGGGGACGCCGGCGGGAGCAGUGGCAGUCGCGGCGUCCGCGCCGGUCGCGGCGAGGGCGGCAGCGUCCAGGGCGUCUACGAGAACUUCCGCCAGGAGCUGGAGAUGAACCGUUGCCAGGGCGAUGGGCCCGAGGAGAUGGCGUCGGCCCUGAGCGACGAACAGAGCAGCGGCACCAUGAGUUCCGCUUACCAGGCCGACCCGCUGCUCGCUGUGGCCCAGGGGACGGUGCGCAAGGCCGGCCGGCUCGCCGUCAAGAACUUCUUGGUCCACAAGAAGAACAAGAAGGUGGAGCUGGCCACACGCCGCAAGUGGAAGAGCUACUGGGUCUGCCUCAAAGGAUGCACCUUGUUCUUCUACGAGACGGACGGCCGCUCGGGGAUCGACCACAACAGCAUCCCGAAGCAUGCGGUGUGGUCAGAGAACAGCAUCGUGCAGGCUGUGCCCGAGCACCCCAAGAAGGACUUUGUCUUCUGCCUGAGCAACUCGCUCGGGGACUCCUUUCUGUUCCAGACGUGCAGCCAGACGGAGCUUGAGAACUGGAUCACGGCCAUCCACUCGGCGUGUGCCGCCGCCGUUGCCCGGCAGCACCACCGCGAUGACACAGUGCGUCUCCUGCGCGCAGAGAUCAAGAAGCUGGAGCAGAAGAUUGACAUGGACGAGAAGAUGAAGAAGAUGGGCGAGAUGCAGCUGUCCGCCGUCUCCGACACCAAGAAGAGGAAGACCAUCCUGGACCAGAUCUUUCUGUGGGAGCAGAACCUGGAGCAGUUUCACAUGGACCUGUUCCGCUUCCGCUGUUACCUGGCCAGCCUGCAGGGCGGCGAGCUUCCCAACCCCAAACGCCUGCUGGCCUUCGCCUCCCGCCCCACCAAACUAGCCAUGGGCCGCCUGGGCAUCUUCUCCGUCUCUUCUUUCCAUGCCCUGGUGGCUGCUCGCACGGAGAGCGGGGUGAGGAGGCGCACGCACGCCAUGUCACGCUCGGCCAGCAAGCGCAAGAGCCGCUUCUCCUCCCUCUGGGGCCUGGACGCCACGUCCAAGAAGAAGACCAAAGCACACCCCAGCAUCAACCAGGUGUUUGCGGAUGGAGACGAGCCAGCCAAGAAGCCUCUGGACGGCAUGUUUGAGGACGCAGUGCAGGAGGCCGCGAAGGAUGACGAGGCUCCCGUGAAGAGCCUUCCCCGGCACAACACGGAGCAUGACAUCUGGGCUUCGGACCACCUCACGCCCUCCUGGGUCUGCCUGCCAAAUGACCAGCCGGUGUUAGCCAUCAUCCAGCCGGGCGAAUCCGCACUGGAUGCCCUCGAGUCCAUCUGCAAGGCCCACCAGCUGGAUGCCACCAAGCAUUAUCUGCGUCUGAAGUUUUUAAUCGAGAACCAAGUGCAGUUCUACAUCCCCAAGCCCGAGGAGGACGUGUACGACCUGCUCUACAAAGAGAUUGAGCUUUGCUCUAAAAUCAAGAAGGUUGUGCAGUUUGACCGUGAUGAGUCCUGCAUGAUUGGCUAUGGUUUCUCGAUUUCUGUGGUGGAGGAGGAUGGCGUACAGCAGCUCUAUAUCACUGAUGUGAGGGCGGGAGGAUUAGCAUUCGCCAAAGGUCUGAACGCGGGAGAUGAGAUCCUGCAGCUGAACGGGAAGCCCUCUAGCAGCCUGACCUUCGCCGACAUGAAGGUGGCCUUCUCGCAGGCCUCACUGGCCCUGACUGUCAGCGCUCUGCCACCCGUGGAGCGCCGGCAGCUCUGCUACCUGCCGCCACGCCGCUCGGACGCCGCCGACGAGCUCUGCACCGACAUCUUCUCCCAGAGCCAGGAGGAAAUCCUUGACGAUGGAGUCGGCCUUAUUCUGGAGACCUCCGGAGACAGCCUGGAUGACGACUCCGAGAUCUUCAGCGAAUCCGACGACUUUGGAAAGAGCACGGAGCAGGUCGCCGCCUUCUGCCGCAGUCUCCAUGACAUGAACCCAUCCGAAUGUGCCACCUCCUCCUCGCCCAGCCCGGACUCGCCGUGCCCGCCGCCCGGUGCCAGCGCCACGGCCCGCCAGCUCUCCGACGCCGACAAGCUGCGGAAGGUCAUCUGCGAGCUGGUGGAGACGGAGCGCACCUACGUCAAAGAUCUUAAUUGUCUCAUCGGGAGGUACUUAACCCCUCUGCAGAAAGAGACCUUCCUUACACAGGAUGAGCUUGACGUGCUCUUCGGAAACCUGCCCGAGAUGGUGGAGUUCCAAGUGGAGUUCCUCAAGACCCUGGAGGACGGGACCCGAUUGGUCCCAGAUCUGGAGAAGCUGGAGCGCGUGGACCAGUUUAAGAAAAUCCUCUUCUCGCUGGGCGGCUCCUUCCUCUACUACGCCGACCGCUUCAAGAUCUACAGCGCUUUCUGCGCCAGCCACACCAAAGUCCCGAAGGUCCUCGUAAAAGCUAAGACAGACCCAGACUUCAAGGCGUUCCUGGACGAGCGCAACCCCAAGCAGCAGCACUCGUCCACGCUGGAGUCGUACCUCAUCAAGCCCAUCCAGAGGGUCCUCAAGUACCCGCUGCUGCUCCGCGAGCUCUACUCUCUCACUGACCCAGACAGCGAGGAGCACUACCACCUUGACGUGGCGGUCAAAGCCAUGAACAAAGUAGCCAGUCACAUCAACGAGAUGCAGAAGAUCCACGAGGAGUUUGGGGCCGUCUUCGACCAGCUCAUCGCUGAGCAGACGGGCGACAGAAAAGAGGUUGCUGACCUGUCCAUGGGGGACCUGCUUCUCCACACCAGCGUGACAUGGAUCAACCCCCCAGCCUCCCUGGGCAAGUGGAAGAAGGAGCCUCAACUUGCCACAUUCGUGUUUAAGACCGCUGUCGUGUUUGUUUGCAAGGACGGCUCCAAACAGAAGAAGAAAAUAGGUGGGUCACACAGAGUCUCAGUCUCAAGUGAGGACAAGGACCCCUUCCGGUUCCGUCACAUGAUUUCAACAGAUACCCUGCAAGUCCGUGCCCUGACUACAACAGAUGGAGAGAGCAACGCUGUGUGUGAGAUUGUCCACAUCAAGUCAGAAUCAGAAGGGAGGCCCGAGAGAGUUUUCCAUCUAUGCUGCAGCUCCCCUGAGAGUAAGAAGGACUUCCUGAAGACAGUUCACUCCAUCCUCAGGGACAAACAGCGCAGACAGCUCCUGAAGACGGAGAGCCUACCACCUAACCAGCAGUACGUCCCCUUUGGGGGCAAGCGCCUCUGUGCUCUGAAAGGUGCCCGUCCUGCCAUGAACAGAGCAGUGUCGGCUCCCACGCGUACGCUGGGCAGGAGGAAGCUGGUUCGCAACAGGUUCACCAUCGACACGGACAUCGUGUUCGACAGCGAGCCUGGCAGCGGGGACCCUGACCCAGACACGCCCUCACCGGACUCCCACGAGCCUCUGCAGCAGCCGUCGCCGGGGAUGGGCGGCGUGCUGGCCGGGGGCGACACGGACCGCUGGGUGGAGGAGCAGUUCGACCUGGAGCAGUACGAGGACCCCGACGACGUCAAGGAGACCGACAUCCUGAGCGACGAUGAUGACGAUGUGGUCGGCUUCUGCCGAGAGGGGAGGGGCCCGGCCAGAGAAGGCCGUCUGGAGGGCCCAAUGGCAGCCCUUGACCUCGAGGACGACACCUCGGGGGAGAAGCCACGGGAGGAGGAAGGGAAGCGGAGGAGCGAGGCGAUGGCAGCAGAGGGGGGGGACAACGACGACGACGGUGGCACUAUACCCCACCGAGCCCCCGGCUCUCUCCGGCUCUCCCACCUGGGCAAGCAGUGUGCCAUGUCUGUGGCCAGUGUGGACGAGCAGCCGCCUGCCAGCCAGGACGAGGUUGUCUGGGUGCGGCGAGAGGACCAGGCCACUACGCCGGACUCAGACAGCCAGAAGCACACACAGAGCUAGGCUAAGCCUACCACUCCCACACACACACACAGAAAAAAAUAUAUAAAACGCUGUAUCUGUCACAUCUUGCCAGAACAACUUGACACGGACUUUGUGAAAGAUUUCACUCCUUCAUCACCGUCCACUAAGCUGUCUGUACUGCAUGGACCUACUGUAGUCAUACAUGCCCACUGCCUACAGGAUAUCUCGCGCUAAUAUACGAAAUAUUAUCCACACGUGUAUACAGCUGUAUUAACCCAAGCCAUCCUUCUCAUGACGGUUCGCCAUCGAAGCAACGCCACAUGACUGAUGUUCUCCGACAACCAAUCAGAGAAGAGAGUAGGAGGGUUAGACUGCACAAUCAUGAAAUUUAAUCAAUCAAGUAUUAGGACUGCACAGUCACCGGCAGCUACCUGGGACUGCCGCUCGCUGCCAAAUAUGUGCGUGGACUUAAGCUUUCUUUCUCUCUCAGAGGGUAAAUGGGGUUUGAGUUGCUGUUGUGUCAUAUAAAAGGGCUGUCUUUGAGUCCAUAACGUUUCAAAAUCAGAACAGCCUGAUAAAAGAGAAAUCAAAUGUAAUGUAACUUUUCCAGAGAAGUGCACAAACAUGAUGUUUUGAGGGGCCGCUUAUUACUCUUUGGUUGUAUAUAUUUCUGCUUUGAUUUCUAUUUUGCAUAUAUGAAACUCUCAGAAGGCUUCAGGCCAUUUGUUAUUAUUUACCUUUAACACCAUUGUGAAAAAGACAGCAUUUUUGCCCACUCUCCUCUUAAGCGAAGGGAACAUUUUUUUGUCUCCAUUUCAUUUUAUUUUAACUUAACAAAUCCUGUGUUACUUGAACUUUUUUCAUUGUCAUUUACAAUUGAAACAUCAUGAAUAGCCAUGAAUCGUUGUGUUGAACUAUUUUCUUAAAACCUUAGUUAAUGGUACACUGCCCUCUCCUGUCCCUAGAUCUGUGUGCACGCCUCAUGACACAAUGCCCAUUGUAAUACAGCUGGGGCAAAUCUACAGAAUGGAUCUCUCUUGCACAUUUAAGUAUUUUUGGUGGGGAGAAACAAAAAUAAUCUAUAAUGUAUUGACCAAAUAAAAUGUGUGUAAUUUAUGUUUCAUUGUUAGCAUUAUUUUAUCAGUGAGAUAGCUGAACUGCCACAAUCAGUACCCUAGUUUUUUAUGUUAAUAAGAUUCCAAAUUGUGCUUAAUGCAAUCAAAAUGGUAGAACGUGAACAAACUGGAAGAAUGGAAAAACAAAUGUACAUGAACAUUUCCAAAUGAAUGAAAAAAAAAACCAUUGUUCUCACAAACUGCAUUUUUUAUUUUGUAAAUAUUACUGUAUUGAUAUUAUAUCAAAUAAAUUGUUUUCUUACAUA